Molecule: messenger RNA, 2577 nt
Organism: Talaromyces atroroseus
Lineage: Eukaryota; Fungi; Ascomycota; Eurotiomycetes; Eurotiales; Trichocomaceae
Exons: 18
Coding region: 1-2577 (858 amino acids)
Biological process (GO): chiasma assembly; mismatch repair
Cellular component (GO): nucleus
Molecular function (GO): mismatched DNA binding; ATP binding; ATP-dependent DNA damage sensor activity
Source: RefSeq, a predicted model, not a curated record
AUGGCGUCGUUGAAGAGGAAAAGAGAGCUAGCUUCCAGGAACCCGCUUGGAACCUCAAGUGCACAGCGAAGGUUUGCAGCAGACGCAGUCAAUCCUACACGACCGCACCUACUCGAUUACGAGGCAUCGACGAACAAUACAACCAGGGAGCAUGAACAAGGCGGCGGGAGGACUGGAAUGCACAACCACGUUGAAGAGGACAACGAUCUUAUUGAUGACAUGGCUGAAGUCGUCAUGGCUGUCGACAUGAGGGAGAAAGGCACGGUUGGGUGUUGUUUCUAUAUUGCUCGAGAAGAAAGACUCAGUAUCUUGAGUGACACCCAAUAUGGCGGGAAAGACCUGAUUGACACGUUGAAGCUCGAAAUCUGUCCAACAACUAUAUUGACCUCAACACGAGCUGAGGAAGCAACAAUGGGUGACAUACAGUGGUCUGGUGACCCAUUUCAUCUCCCAUAUCGCAUAGAUGUUCGUCCCAUUCAAGAGUACGGUGUGAAUAGUGCCAAAGCAAAGUUGGCGGAGUUAGAGAUCUUCCAGCUGGAAUCAGAACAGGCACAGUUCUUAGUACCUGGAGAUGGGUUGACCCAGCAGGCCGAGGAGGUGAUAGCAGAAAACGCAGGAUUCUCCUUUGAAAAAGGGAAGAUUCUUCGGCUUGGAGGGAUAGUAGAUAUUGAGAAUCUAGUCUCCCUAGGAUGUGCAGGCGCGGUUUUGACAUAUAUACAACGGCGAAGAACAACAAACUAUAGCGACCAAGAUAAUAACGGUACUGCUUGUGUGGUCAGAUCAGUUGAGACAUUCUUUCUCAAAGGAACAAUGAUAGUGGAUACCUUUCUGCUACCUGCUAACGCAGAUGCCCAGCAGAAAAUGAGCCUCGCGCUUAGAAGAAUCAAGAAUAUGCGUUCCGUGAUGACCAAUCUCCAUAAGGGCCUUAGCAGUGGCAAAGGCGCAUUCGGUGGCUUCAAAGGCACCAUCUGGGGGACUUUGUUAAACUUCGCAACCCAUGCAUUAGACCUUCAAGAAGCGGUCUGUGAAAUGAAUUGGCAGGAUAUGAUCGCAUUUCGUGACAGAGUAUUCAACAUUCUAAAUGUUUCGAGUCUUCGCAGUGUUGGAAGGAUUAUCUAUCAGACGGUUGAUAUUGAGGAUUCCCAGGAGCAGCAGAGAACGAUCAUCAAACAAGGAGUCGACCGUGAGCUAGACCUCCUUAAAGAUCGUUACAAUGGGUUAGAUGGCUUGUUGAAGCAGGUUGCCGUCGAUGUUGCUUCCACGAUCCCUGAAGAACUUCAAAUUGAGGUUAAUGUGAUUUAUUUCCCGCAACUUGGCUUCAACAUUGCUAUACCAUAUGACCAGAGAGGACAGGCUGCGUAUACAGGACGCAAUGAAUCCUGGGAACAGGUUUUCACAACAGAGAAUCGAGCAUAUUUCAAAGACGAAAGGAUGCGAGAAAUGGACGAGAAAUUAGGUGAUAUAUACGGGCUUAUCUGCGAAAGAGAAAUAGAAAUAGCCCAUGAGAUUGCCCAAAACAUUCUGAGAUACAAGGAUAUGCUCUCAACAUCCUCAGAUCUUUGUGGAGAGAUUGAUUGUUACCUUGCAAUGGCUAAAACAGCGGAUAUCUACAAGUUUGUGCGACCUAGAAUGUCCACAGAGAAUGUGAUUCGUAUCAAAGGUGGACGACAUCCCCUCCAGGAGUUGACAGUAGCUUCUUACAUCCCAAACGAUGUCAAUAUUCGAGGUGGCUGUGGACCACAGCUGCCACAUAUCGAAAAUGGCGAUGCUGAGUACCCUUUCCUAGAUGCUCCAAGCAUGUUGUUAUUGACGGGACCCAACUUCUCGGGAAAGAGUGUAUACAUGAAGCAGAUUGCCUUGAUAGUGUACCUGGCUCAUAUCGGAAGUUUCGUGCCUGCUCAAAGCGCCGAGAUAGGCAUCACCGACAAAAUAUUAACCCGUAUUAACACGCCGGAAACUGUUUCCAAGAUUCAAAGCACUUUCAUGCUAGACUUACAGCAAGUAUCACUACUGCUAAGAUUCGGCACGCCAAGAAGCCUAAUUAUCAUCGACGAAUUUGGAAAGGGUACUGACAUGAAUGAUGGAGCUGGUUUGGCCUGUGGGAUCUUCGAGUAUCUACUAAGUCUCGGUAAUAACAAGCCCAAAGUACUCGUCGCUACUCAUUUCCACGAGAUCUUUGAAAAUGGAUUCCUACCGGAGAGAGAAUCCCUGGCUUUUGGACACAUGGAAGUCAGGAUUGAUGAAGAAUCUGCAGACAACAAAGAGCAGGUCACUUAUCUCUACAAUUUCAAACCAGGACGAAGCAACCAAAGUUUUGGUACUCUGUACGAGUCUUCUGCGGUGCAUUGUGCUGCCAUGAACGGAGUCGACGGAUCAAUUGUUGAAAGGGCGAACGAAUUAGUGUCGCUAUUAGCCCGAGGACAAGACCUUGUCGCAGCUUGUGCCAGAAUGUCAAAAGCAGACGAGGCGAUACUAGAGGAAGCAGUAUCUAGGCAUUAUGUGCGAGAUUAUAUACUCCAGCUCAACCCCGAAACUGAUGGGCACCAUAUGUUCAUUCAGAGGCAAGUGUUUGCCUGA